Molecule: messenger RNA, 697 nt
Organism: Cuscuta europaea
Lineage: Eukaryota; Viridiplantae; Streptophyta; Magnoliopsida; Solanales; Convolvulaceae
Source: the annotation of a GenBank genome assembly
AAGAGAGAGGAUAUAUAUUGCUGACAAUGUGUUGAGCGUAUUGAACAUGAAUUACAAAUGGGGAAAGGGGCACUAUUUACAGUAGUAAUAAAUGCCAGAUAGGGACACAUGUCAUCAUUCUGGUGGUCGAGGGGUCACCUCAGUGGGGUGGCACUGGCACUCGCAUGUGGCCGCAUUAAAUGCGGUGGUUGGAUGUGACGUUUGUACUUGGUACGUUGAUCCGGCGCAUGUGGGUGGGAGAUUCUGUCGAGGAGAUGCCUUCGGCCGUAGAUGAUUGGCCGAAGGCUCUUCAUACCGGGGGCCUCCAAAUACUGAGGGCUCUAGGUGCCGAGGGCUCCUGCUUUCGCCGCCCACCGACCAGCGGUGCCGCCUCCCAUAGAACUCCGGCCUGUGAGCACCGUCGUCAACCAAAAGCAGUGUGCCUUGCUGGAGCAGUUGUCCGCUUGCGCGACCUGGAUGCCAAGUCACCGCCUGACGUCGAUGUGUUGUCUUCCAUCCAGCCGUCGGCCAUACAACCUCUGCCUACCACCCAGUGAAGGCGAAUUACUACCUGAGAAUUCACGGCGGAAGCAGAUCUCAUCACUCUGCUCUUAGACGCAAACUUCGUUCUCUCGCUCAUGUUUAAUUCUUCAUUAUCCAUUUAUUUGGUCAAGUUACAAUCAAGUUUUUUUUCAAAGUAAUUCAUUUUCAGUUUCCU